Molecule: messenger RNA, 2004 nt
Organism: Branchiostoma belcheri (Belcher's lancelet)
Lineage: Eukaryota; Metazoa; Chordata; Leptocardii; Amphioxiformes; Branchiostomatidae
Product: cysteine-rich motor neuron 1 protein-like
Exons: 11
Coding region: 89-1906 (605 amino acids)
Cellular component (GO): extracellular region
Molecular function (GO): protein binding
Source: RefSeq, a predicted model, not a curated record
UAGAGGUCAGUAAGUCCUAGCAUAGUCACUGCUGCUUGCCAUUUCUAGUAGUGGCGACAAAACUUUUAUACUAGGCAAUCCUAGCAUCAUGACACGUGUGGAGGUGGCAGUACUGUUGGUAUGCGUGCUGGUGAGUGUGGUCGGUGCGUACCGCCCGUACUGCCCGUGUUACGCGGAGCCGGGGUACAAGUGCCCGCCGGCGCCCCAGGACUGCGAGCUCACCAGGGACGAGUGCGGCUGUUGCGACGUCUGCGCCGGGUUAGAGGGAGAACCGUGCGGUACCGGACUCCCCAGCUGUGCCGGUGGUCUGACGUGUGUUCUGGAGGAGUGUAACCCAGAGGUUGUUGACGUCACGCUAGCGGACGGAACUGUGACUCAGCAGAUUUCCCAGCCGCCAUGUUUGUUCCUCCUGCCGUACUUCCAGAGGGGGGAGUGCCAGAAAGAUGACACAGCCGUUCCAGCUAAACGGCAGGCCGUCCCGUUCGGGGGAGAAUCUUGCGAGGUUGACGGCGUGACCAUCCCAAACGGAGAGUUUGUUCACGUGACCCCCUGUAAACCCUGUAACUGCUACAAUGGUCAGCCCAUCUGUACACACAUCGACUGUCCGUGGGGCUGGCUGCAGUCCACCUGUGCCCAGUGGGAGUACCCAACUGACCAGUGCUGCCCAGUCUGUGUCCAGCAGCUUGUUAACGAGAUUCCAUCAAUACCCGUCGCCUCCAAAAGACAGGCUCUUCCCGGUGCUGGAGCUUCUUGCGAGGUUUCGGGUGUGACAAUCCAGGAGGGAGAAUUCGUUGAUGUCACCCCGUGUCAGCACUGUGGCUGUUACAACGGACAGCCGAUCUGUGCUAUCGUGGACUGUUUCUGGAGCCCCAGCUGUUCCCAGUGGGUCUACCCUGAGGACCAGUGCUGUCCCGUGUGUGUACAGGAGGUACAGGUACACCUACCGGUGCAGAUGGACAUGCGUGUCGAAUCCCGCUCGUGUGUAGUGGACGGAGUGACUAUUGAAGAGGGGGAGUUCGAGGUGACUGACGAUUACGGCUGUACCGAGUGUGGCUGUACCGGCGGACAGCCGCUGUGCUGGUCCAUGGCGUGUGCGCUGGACGUCAACUGUGCGGAGUGGCACCGUGUUCCCGGCCAGUGCUGUCCCGUCUGUACAGCAUACCACAAUCACCAUAUCGUAGAGAUACCCAUGGUCUCCAAACGCACCUCGCCCGUCCGUCCCGCGACAUGUGAGGUCCAGGGAGUGACCAUUGCUGAAGGGGAGUGGAGGCCGAUUGACGAGAACGGCUGCACCACGUGCGGGUGCACCAACGGUCAGUCCCACUGUCUGGCGAUCGGCUGUGCCUUACCCGCCAACUGUCUCCAGACGGAACAGGUCCCCGGCCAGUGCUGUCCGGUUUGUACCAGUACCGGCUGCGAAGUGGGCGGAGUCAUGAUUCCGGAGGGGGGGUCUGUUGACGUCACGCCCUGCAAACACUGCACGUGUCACCACGGACAGCCGGUCUGUGCCAUCGUGGACUGUUUCUUUCACGGCGCCUGCGCACAGUGGGAGUACCCUGAGGACCAGUGCUGCCCCGUGUGUGUGCAGGAGGCCGUGCCGGAAAUCAUCGACCUGCCUGUGGCUUCUCUAUCUCAGAGAGAUAGCAACGACCAGUCCUGUGUGAUCAGCGGGGUGACUGUACAGCCGGGACAGUGGUAUCCGAUAGACUCGUACUUCUGUAUCCAGUGCACCUGCUUUGAGGGACAGCCCAGGUGUGUGGACUACUCCGGAUCAUGCGGCCCUAUCAUGUUCGGCUGUCUCCACCAGGCCCAGAUGCCGGGACAGUGCUGUCCAGUCUGUCUGUUCUACGGACGUGAAUCUGAACAGACACCGGCCAUAGCGGAUAAGACCAAGCGUCAGCCCUGAUGUCCCCGGGAUUGUGUCCGAGUGACCUGACAUCAUUUCUCUCAACAGUCAGACUUCUGAGAAACGUGAAAGAAGUAAUACAUUUUGUUGGGAAGUGA